AAGUAAAAUUAAACAGUAACUUAUACUUAUUUUGAGUAUUUUUUCAUUAAUGUACCAUCUCGCCUCGACGCCUCCUCCUCUUUCUUUCUGAAUAGCUCUGAGUCCAACAAACUACAACAAUCAUUCUACGUAUAUAACGAACCAGCUUCUAUUCCACCUCCUUCUCUUAAGCCCGGUCGUUGCUAGCGACUGUCAACCAAGACGCUAUGUUCGGCCGACUCUUUCGUGGUAGACUCAUCUUCCUAUUAUUUGGGAUUGGGAUUGGUGCUUUCCUCGGUUCUUCCAUCACCUACACGCUAUCUGCAGCUUGCAAUGAGUUGAGGCCAUACCAUAAAAGAGACAUGUUUGGAACUGAAACUAGAAUUAUUGAUAUGAAAGAUAUAUUGAAUAAAACAGAAAAGCGGCAAGACUUCCCUGCCCACCCCUCAGCCCUCCCUUCCUCUGGCUCCUCCUCCUCCUUUCCCUCCUCUACUAUUGAGAACUCACUAACAAUAGCCCUCCUACCAUCAGAAGACAGCACACCUGAUUCAAUCAGCGCGGCUGCAAACACUUGGGGUCGAAUUGUCUCCCAGCUGGUAAUAUUCGUUGACGAUAGUACCGAGACUUUAUCAGUUCCGCCUGGCGUGAUGGUAAACCGCCAGUUUAAAUUACCGAAAUUGAAUAAUCAUCCAACCACGCUUGAGAUGCUACAGAUAUUACGCUAUCUUCACGAGAGCGUCUACAAUGCCUCAGAGUGGUUCUUACUCGCUUCCGAUAAGGUUUACAUAAACUAUUACUCGUUUCAGAACUUUCUAGACUCUCUACCUCCCGAGGCUUCUUACGUUGGGGCUUCUUCGCUCGAAAUAUCGGACGCUUUUACGUAUUGUUCGAAAAAAGGAGGCGUGCUACUAAGCAAGAAAGCUUUAAAGAAGUUAAUAACGUCAUAUGAAGAGUGCAUUAAGUGGGCUCCAGCAAUCUACUCGUGGGACAAGGGCCUUGGAAAAUGUUAUGCUGAAGUUAUGACAGGUGGCUGCCAUCCAGGACUAGAGACAUUCUUCCUUCAAGAUGAUACAAGGAUUCCACUAGUCGAAAUCUUAAACAAAGAAGACUCCCUCCUCACCAAUGCCUUCUCCCUCUAUCCCAUCUCAUCAGUAGAGAGGAUGUAUUCUGUCCAUUACUACUACGCUACAAUCGAAUACAAGAAGUAUUCUCUGAAAGCUGAUACAGCUGGUAAUAUGAUGAUGGAGGCCUGCCAGGAGUUACCCAACGCUCUCUUAGAUGAGGAUAUUGUACAGAUUGGUUGCGAUCUGGUACGAGGAGAUGAUCAAAGUAUUCUCGACAGUCAGAAGAACCUUAUCAAGUAUCGUCGGACGACCAGAUACCGGCCUAUUAAUCAUUACCAGUAUCGCAACUGGCGUUAUUUUGACACUAAUAAUCUUUAUAACGAUGAGACUACAGAGCCUCAUCAUCACGUUGGACUCUUUAAGUAUCUAUCAAGAGAGUUUAGACGUGCCACAGACCAAGCCACGAAAGAAAUAAAUAAGAAAUAUGCCCCGAAGCGGUAUAAGCUUCGUACGAUAAUAAAUGGGUUUGUCAAGAACGAUCCUAUUUUUGGUAACGAUUACAUCAUAGAUGGGAAAUUUGUUGACGUGAAACAUACCUCAGCGGCUCUGUAUGAGCGUGUUAGGAUCUUCCAGCCCAUUCAAAAUGGCUAUACUGUAAAACCGUCAAAGAACGAUGCAAGUGAAUUGAUUAAUAUUGUCGUACCGAUAUCCGAUGUUACCCAGCGUUGCUAUGACUACCUUGAGAUGUUUGAGAAGAUUUAUUCCCGGGACGACAAGCUGCGACUGGUUUUGGUCAUUUUCGGCAAAAACGACGUCCACGACAUAGAAGAGAAAAUUAACGAGAUACGACAGACCACGCCCAAAGUGAACAUAGUCAUAGUUAAAGGGAAGGGUAACUUCUCACGUGCUCAGGCUCUAGACCAAGGAAUGAUGACACUAGAGAAGAAUGAUUUGGCUUUCCUCUGUGACGUUGACAUGGAGGUCAAUAUUACGUUCUUUGAUCGCUGCCGAAAGAACACGAAUCAAGGAAAAAUGGUCUAUUACCCCGAGGUUUUCAAAAUGUACAACUCCCGUUUUCUAAACCCAGAUAAAAACGCUCGAAGAAAGCACUCACGUUUCCGUGGGCAUUGGGGCGGCUAUGCUUUUGGAAUGCUCUGUAUUUAUAAAUCAGACUACACUAAAGUGGGUGGACUCAAUACUAAGAUGAUGGGGUGGGGUGGUGAAGACGUAGACCUCUUUCAAAAGGUUUUGAAGAGUCGUAUCGAGGUCCUGAGAGCUCCGGACGUUGGUCUCAUUCAUAGAUGGCAUAAAAGGAGCUGCUCAAAAGCCUCACUGACAGAGAAUAAUUAUAAACAGUGUCUGUCGUCAAGAGCUGAAGCGUUAGGUGAUAAAAGGCCACUGGGACACUUUUUAUAUCUCCUGCAAGAUAUGUAUCCUGAUUUGAAACAGAAACUACAAAUUCCUGUAUAGUUUAUAGUGGAGGCUGGGUAUUGUUGAGUUUUUACAUGAUUAAACUAUUAUUAUUAUUACCAUUAUUAUUAUUAUUAUUACUAAUACUAUUAUUAUUAUUAUUAUCAUUAUUAUUAU
Amphimedon queenslandica is the source of this 2630-nucleotide messenger RNA. RefSeq names its product chondroitin sulfate synthase 1-like. Gene Ontology annotation, cellular component: Golgi cisterna membrane. The record is from RefSeq and is a predicted model, not a curated record. The transcript is spliced from 3 exons. Lineage: Eukaryota; Metazoa; Porifera; Demospongiae; Haplosclerida; Niphatidae. The coding region runs from base 207 to 2513 and encodes 768 amino acids. Gene Ontology annotation, molecular function: acetylgalactosaminyltransferase activity.